Messenger RNA from Corylus avellana, 705 nucleotides. Its product is annotated as non-specific lipid transfer protein GPI-anchored 7. The record is from RefSeq and is a predicted model, not a curated record. Lineage: Eukaryota; Viridiplantae; Streptophyta; Magnoliopsida; Fagales; Betulaceae.
GCACCUCACAGAAAACAGCUACAGAAGCGAGAAAGAAAGCAAGACCAAGAGGCCAUUGUCGCCAGAGAGAAACACAAACACCAACACCAACACCAAGAAGAAGGGAGAGAAAAUGGGUAACUGUAACUUGCCCAUCUUGAUGACCAUUGUGGUGUUAUCCGUGGUGGGUUUCGCGAAUUUAGCAGGGGCGCAGACCCCAUCUUGCGCCCAGAACCUGAUCCCGUGCGCCGCCUACAUCAACUCCAGCACCCCAGCAGCCAACUGCUGCACCUCAAUCAAAGAUGCCGUCGACACCCAGCUCGACUGCCUCUGCGGCCUCUACACCAGCCCUGGUUUGCUCCAGUCUUUCGGCAUCACCGUCCAACAGGCUCUCAAUCUCUCCCGGAACUGUAAUGUUACCACAGAUAUCACUAAAUGCAGCAAUGCUUCGUCUCCUACAUCUCCAACCCCAGGAAAGGACAACAAUGGAGCAGGCAAGAUAGGGUGGACUGGCGGUUCUACUUUAUUCCUUGUCUUGGGUUCUAUGAUGUUUUGUUAGGGCUACCUACACAUAGGAAUAUAUAUCAUGGUAAAUAAUAUUAAUACUGAGAUCAUUUCAGUAUUAGGCAGCUGCCUUCCGAGAUCUUAUUUGUAAUUUUUACAUGUUCACUAUUGAUAUUUAAUUGAUUUGAACAAUAUUAUUAUCCCAGAUGAUCUACUUAAUCA